Molecule: messenger RNA, 5490 nt
Organism: Pristis pectinata (smalltooth sawfish)
Lineage: Eukaryota; Metazoa; Chordata; Chondrichthyes; Rhinopristiformes; Pristidae
Gene: mfsd12a
Product: major facilitator superfamily domain containing 12a
Exons: 11
Coding region: 447-1832 (461 amino acids)
Biological process (GO): carbohydrate transport
Cellular component (GO): membrane
Molecular function (GO): symporter activity
Source: RefSeq, a predicted model, not a curated record
GAGGACCAGGCAGGCAGACACCCACCCCUCACACUCCUGCCGGUUUCAGAGCCGGGGAGACGUCCCCUCCCAAUUCCUCGCUCAUUGGGCUGCGGAAGAGGAGGAACCCGCCCCGUGUUGUUGUCCAACUGGAGCAGUCUCCUGAGAGCAACCCGCUCACAUGAUCGCCCAGCUGAUUAGUACGAGCAGGAAACAGGGAGACGGGAGCGUUCGAGGGCGAUGCUACAGGAAGCCGGGUUACUGAGGGGUAUGUGUCAGUGCAGCUGGUGUGUGCUUGCAGCGCGUAACAAGCCCGGGGCUGACUGGGAGCCUGUAUAAAGCGGUUGGCAGCUCGCAAAGAAACUGCUGCAGAAAUUACUGCGUUUCUGCUUUGAAGGGCUGGGGAUUCCCGGCUUCAGUGUUGCAUUACUGACUCUGUAAUUACUCAGGAGCCUUGUAUCCACACCAUGGCUGAUGAGGUGCCCCCGUUACCCCUUUGCGCCUGCUUGUCCUAUGCAGUGGGACAUUUUCUGAAUGACUUGUGCGCGUCCAUGUGGUUCACUUAUCUCUUGGUGUUUUACCACUCGGUACUGGCCAUCAACAACUACAAUGCCGGCAUCCUACUGUUGAUAGGGCAGAUAGCGGACGGCUUCUGUACCCCACUCAUUGGCUAUGAGUCUGAUCGCACUCAGGGCUGCGGGCAGUACGGCAAGAGGAAGACGUGGCAUCUUCUCGGGAGCAUCUGUGUCAUUCUGUCUUUUCCAUUCAUUUUUAAUCCCCCUGUGGGCAGCAGUGAAGAUGUUCCCCAGUGGGUCGAACUGGUUUACUUCUCUCCAUUCAUCAUCAUCUUCCAGUUUGGAUGGGCUUCAGUACAGAUCUCCCACCUGUCCUUGAUACCGGAGCUCGUCACCAACAAACACGAGAGGGUUGAACUCACUGCUUUUAGGUAUGCUUUCACUGUUGUAGCCAACAUUGCAGUAUAUGGGAUUGCAUGGCUGCUGUUUCACUUUCAAGCUGGAAAUGUUGACAACAAUCUUGGUAAACAGGAUAUUCCACUGUUCAGGACCCUGGCACUGGUUGUUGUUGGAAUUGGCUUUGUGUCUUCAACACUGUUCCACGUUGGAACUCGGGAGAAAGUAAGGAAUGAAGAGGAGGUUGCCACUGAGCAUACGCCACUCAUCGAUGACUCCAGGAAAUUCAUGAGCCAACCACUGCUACAGUGGAAACAUUGGCUGAAGGAAUUGUCUUUCUAUCAUGUGGCCUUUUUGUACAUGUGCACUCGACUAAUGAUCAACCUCUCGCAGGUCUACAUUGCAAUGUACCUAACCUACACUCUAAAGCUACCAAAGAACUACAUUGCCGUGAUCCCUCUGGUGAUGUACGUCAGUGGAUUUCUGUCUUCAUUCCUCAUGAAACCUGUGAAUAAACAUAUUGGCAGGAAUAUGACCUACUUUCUUGGGAUUGUGAUGAUCCUGGCAUUCGCUUAUUGGGUCUGGUAUUUUCAGAUCGAGAAGAGUAUAUUCGGAGCUGCAGUCCUUCUCGGCAGUGGCUCUGCCACUAUUUUGGUGACCUCCCUCUCUAUGACUGCCGAUCUCAUAGGAGAAAACACUCAAAGUGGAGCCUUUGUCUACGGAUCCAUGAGUUUCACAGAUAAAGUAGCCAAUGGAUUAGCUGUGCUCAUUAUUCAGGGUCUCCAUCCCUGCAAGACCCAAAGCUGCUGUGCACAAUGUGGUCCAUUCUAUCACUUGGUCAUGGUGUUAGUAACUGGUUGCAUCGGCUGUGUGGCACUUCUUUCAUUAGGAGCUACUCGAAUUUGGCCUAUCAAGAUUAGGAAUCAACAGUUUGCCUGUUGAAGCACACAAGCUCACCAUCUAAUAUGGAAAGAGGACAAGAAGAUAAAAAUGUUCAAAGCCAGAAUCGGAUUGACAGCUCAUAGAUUUGUAGUAAAUUUCAAUUCUCUAUUUAACAUGUUUUCAUAAACAAGAAAACAACAAAUGCAAGUGAUAAACCUAAAACUACUAUAUCUGCUCAGUUUUUAAACUUGCUAACCUAAAUGCAAUUUUAAACUCGGAUAACAAUAUUAAAUUGUAAUAGGGAUUUAACCUCUGUGUGAGUAUUGGCUCACGUGCCAAACUUAAACUGGAAUUUAUGUUUGUAACUCCUCGGGAUUCUCAAAGUGCUUCACAGCCAAUGACCGUCAUGAAUAUGCAGAUGGCAAGAAGUAAAUGGGCAGAUAUUGUUGAGGGAGAAAUAUUGGCCAAGACAUUGGCAAAACAUCACUAACUAAAUAAAUGCUAGAGGAUGCCAUCCUGAAGGCCAAAUACAACCUUGGUCUGGUAUCCAAAGGUAGUAUCUACUGAUGGUAUUGGUUUAUUAUUGUCACUUGUACCGAGGUACAGUGAAAAGCUUGUCUUACAAACCGAUCGUACAGGUCAAUUCAUUACACAGUGCAGUUACAUUGAGUUAGUACAGAGUGCAUUGAUGUAGUACAGGUAAAAACAGUAACAGUACAAAGGGUCACAGCUACAGAGAGAGUGCAGUGCAAUAAGGUGCAAGGUCACAACAAGUGACGUGAGGUCAUAGUCCAUCUCAUUGUAUAAGGGAACCAUUCAAUAGUCUAUCACAGUGGGGUAGAAGCUGUCCUCAAGUGUCAAUCAGGAGUGUGUGCUCGCACCUCUGAAGCAUGUCGGAAUUUGGGACUAUGAGGCAAGGGUGAGUCAUUGAUUUUGGGCUGACACUUGGUGUAUAAUGCACUGCCAUGUAACAUUAAGUUGUGGUUCAUUGAAGUAUGAAGGGUUCAUGAAUAAUGUCCAUUUUACUGGGAUGACCCACUUGGGAGCAAUUUCCCUUCUAUGUUGACCUGCAAAAUUUAGCCAACCUGCCAAACAUCUGUCUGGGUAGAGUUGGAUUAGAUUAGUUUAUUGUCUUGUACACCAGAGUGCAAUGAAGUUAUUCGCAUUAAACUCACAGAGUAAACUGUGUGCAUCGUAUUUAUUAUAACAAUAAUGAGCGCAAAAUGUGCUUGAGUGUCUGUCUAAUUAAGCUGGUUGUACAUGACCCCCAUCUAAUGAUCUCUGUCUGGUCCAUGGGGCUGUCAGGUGAGGAUUAAAAUGUUCAGAAAUUGGGUAAAUUAAACUAGACAAUGACAGACCAGUCAGAGAAAGCUAACUGCAUUGAUGAAGGGUGCGGUAGCUGAGAGGGUUGGUAUUCUUUGUUUGGCUUUGGUAUUACAUAACAGACUGAAGCCUGUGGAAUGAAAAGGGCAGUGGCAAUGUGGAAACUAAUUUGCCGAGCUGUUGAAGAACAGAGUACUGGUGAAGGUUUUUUCCAGAUUGGAGGGAGAUGUACACUGGUGUCCUCCAGGGUCAGUAGUCGGAGCACUCCUCGAGCAAGGGACAUGUUUUGAAAGCAUGUAGAUGUUGCAAAGCUCGGCAAACUAGUAGAGCCAGAAGGCACAGACUCGAGAUGAGUGGCAAAAGAUGACAUUUUUAAUAUUAGUUGUUUUGUUUAGGAAUUUAUUUGCUUAAAAUAGAAAUGGAUAUUAUAACUUUCAGAAGGGGACUGGAUAAGUACUUGGAGAAACUUGGGUCUUUCAAGGAGCUGAUGUGGGCUUGUUCAGAGCUGAUCGAUGCAGCUCAGUCAUUAGAGCACAAGAUACAGAAGGAAUAGGCCAUCAACCCCUUUGAGCCUGCUCUGUCAUUCAGUAAGAUCAUGGCUAGUCUAAUCUUGGUCAGCUCCACUUUCCUGUAACCCUUGACAUUCCUAUAGACCAAAACUCGGUCAGCUACAUUUAAGGUCAAGACAAAAAUCCCAGCUUGAGAUUUGUGUUCAGGAAAUCAGCAGAACACCAAUUAGUUACUGAAACUGGGAUGAACAGCUGAUUCCAUUCUAUUUUCCUGACUCUUUUUUGACAUUUCACCUGAACUUUUUUGAACAACGGAAGUGUUCCAGGUGAAAUAGUAGUAUCCAAUAUCUUGUCUUUUGCCCCAAGAGCAAGAUUUCUCCUGGUAUCCUGGGCAACAUUUAUCACUCAAAUCUCUGAUUGUAGGAGAUACGCUAAUAAUCUGCCCAUUUAAUUCCAGAAAUCAUGGGAUCUAAUUGUGUCUAAACUGGCUGCUGAAGUUCUCUGUAUAACAGCAACAAAAUCCAUAAUGGUCUGUGAAAUAUUUUGAGACACCCGAGAUUGUGAGUUGUGCUACAAGUAAAUGUAAAUCCUUACCUCAUCCUUAUUCAAGGUAUUCAGAAUACAACUUCAUCUCUGAAUUUGCCUUUGGAAUUCAAGCCUCGCUUAAUUUGAGAACAAUAUACCAACACAAAUGAUUUUCUAUAACUAAUGUAAACUGUAAAAACAAAUACAAAGUGUUUUGCACCCUUGAUUAAUCUGAUGUUCUAUUUGUAAUGGGACUGAUAUACAACACUAAUACUUGUUAAGGUGCAAUUUUCAUGUUUUUUUAAAAAAUUAUCCUUUUGGUGCUCUUAAAAAUUUCCAAAGGAAGCUAUUUUAAAAAAUGAGCUAUGCUUAAAUCUGUCUUGUUAACCAAUAGUUUACAUAUUUUUGAGCCACUGACGUAAAACGUGAAUCAGGGGCAAGAACAGGCCAGCUCCACCAAUCAAUACGAUUGGGCUUUACUCAGUCCUGAUUGAUCUGAUUUGUAACCUCAACUCUACAUUCCUGCCUAUCCCUAGCAGCUAUUUGUCUCUGCCCCCUCCCCCCAUCACAAAUCUACCUCCUGCUUUUUCUAAAAGAAGUUCAAAGACCCUGCUUCCAUCACCCUUUUGAGGAAGAGUUCCAAAGACACUCAACCCUUUCUGAGAAAAACUUUACCUCGUCCAUCUUAAAUGGACAGGGCCCUUACUUUUAAACAGUGACUUCUGGUUCUAGUUCCUCCCACAAGAGGGAAAGAUCCUCUUCACAUUUGCUCUCUUGUAUUUUGCGAUCAACACGACUGCCUUUGGGUUUACUAACCGGAUGAUCCUGUAUCAUUUGUACUUAAAUUUUUGUUUUUCUUUGAUCUAAGAUCUUAGAUUUUCCUGGAAAAUUCUUAGAUGUUCUCCUUUAUUACUUAAACACAACCAAUUUUAUUUUCAGCACAAGUUUACAGUUGUCAUUUCAAUCCCAUUGCAAAUUACCCAAAGCUAAGUUAUUAAACCAAAUGGUGGUAGUCUUGUAAGGGUUUGAUGUUAAAUGAAUACAUGUUAAAUGCUGCUAAAUAUUUAAUGUGGGGAGUAUUAAAGUCUCAUUGGUACAAGUAUAGUAAAAUCUGUUUGAUUCCUGUUGUGAAUAAACUUGAUCUUGAGCAGUAAACUUUUCAUAAAUUUACAAUAUUGUAUAUUUUAAUGCGGGAAAUAUUGUAUAUUACAUAACACUACACCAAUGCAGAUUUUAAAUAAUCAGCUAUUCAUUAAUGUGCUAUACAAGUUCAAUUAAAAUUACAAAAUCUAGAAAUGUCAGUCUUUUAAAACGUGUAUGUACUAUUUUAUGUAAUUAAAUUCACCAUGAAACAAUGUAAA